AUGGCUUUGCGUCUGUUAGCGCGUAGACCGCUGGGGCUGCGGCUGCUGCUGCCUCAUAACAGACUCCCCUCAUUUUGUGCUGCUGCUACAACUGCAGCAGCACCCGCAACUUGGCUUCAGUCCCGCAGCAACAGCAGCAGCAGCAGCAACAGCAGCAGCAACAACAACAGCAGCAGCAGCAACCAGAGACCUGUAGCACGAGGGGUUGAGGAGGAGCUGCUGCUGCAGCUGCAGCGGCCAAAACGACUAACAGUAGAAGAGCUGCUGCAAAGUGUGCAGCGGCUGCUGCAGCGGAAGCACACUUCCUUUGCCCACCCCAGCAGCAGCAGCAGCAGCAGCAGCAGCAGCAGCAACACGAGCAUUCUGCCGGAUGAGUUCGUGGCGUUCCUUUCUGCUGCUGCUGCUGCUGCAGCAGAGCAGCAGCAGCACCAUGUGCUGCUGAAUGACAGCAGAUUCCAGCAGCUGCUGCAGCAACUGCGCAGCAGAUUGAUUGGCUUCACUGCCCCCCAGCUGUACAGAUUGCUGCUCUCUCUAGCUCGUUUGCAGCACUGUCCUCCUGAUGUCUUGUCUCGCCUCCUCUACAUUCUCGGUGGAGGGCAGCCACGGGAGGGGCCCCCGUCUGCUGCUGCUGCUGCUGCUGCAGGGCCUCUGCUGCAGCUAACGCCGAAGCAGCUGGCGCAGGUGCCGCUUCUGCUGGCUGCAGCAACAGGUAACUGCAGCCCCACACUCUCCGGCAGCAGCAACCAGCAACAGCAGCAGCAGCAGAAGCUGCUGCAGCAGCAACUACCCAAGGCUGAGCUCCAGGCCUUCCUUCAGGUGUAUGCGCAGCACGUUUGCCGCAUGCUGCUGCAGCAGCAGAAGGCAGUAGGGGGUUCAGAAGAUGCAGCAGCAGCAGAAGCAGCAGAAGCAGCAACAGCAGCAGACACUGCAGCAGCAGACACAGACACAGACGCAGCAGCAGCAACGCACUUUACAGCUGAGGACCUCAGCUUUCUGCUAAUCGGCUUCUCCUCUCUGCAAGUGCGUCAUCUCCGUCUUGUUAAUCUUGCUGCUGAUGCUCUGCGGCUGCAACUCGCGCUGCAGUUUGGGGGCCCCACAGCCCCGCAGCAGCAGCAGCAGCAGCAGCAGCAGCAGCAAGGGGAGGAGAUGCUGCAGCAGCAGCUGAUGCUGCUGCCUCUGUCUUCGGUGCUGCUAGCCUUAGCUACACUCGGUGCAACUAACGGCUCCGCCUUCGUGGAGGUGUCUUACCACUUAGCGCGUGUUGCUCCCUUGUUGUCUGUGUCUCGUCUUGCUGACUGUCUCCUUUCGCUCGCUGCCCUGCAAAACAACCCAAGCGCAGGGCCUUCGCUGAGUCUCCUCAGUGAGGCUGAGAGGCAGCUGAGUGAAAGGGCGUGGAGCUGCUGCUUCUCUGAUGCGCUGACUGCUGCUUGGGCAGCAGUUGCGCUGCAGCUGCACAGAGGAUCUCAUCGGUUGAUGCUGCUGCUGCUGCAGCAAUUGCAGCAGCAGCAGCAGCAAGGCGCCCUUACGACGGAAGACAUGUGGGGCGAGGUGCCGCUGCGGCUGCAGCAAAUAUCGCUUGAGCUGUGUCUCGAUAAGCAGGCAAAGCCCCUGCGUGAGCUGCUGCAGCGUGAGGGCCUUAACGAGUUUACCUCCUUCCCUACCUCUCCUUGUGGGGAGGCAGCAGAAGCGCAGCGAGAUGAGAAGGAGACACUUCUUGAACAGGAGAUUGAGGAGUUCCUGAAGCAGGAGGACUUCAGACAAAGGCUGCUUCUAACCGUGGACGCUCGCCUGCAGCAGCAGCAGCAACAGCAGCAGCAACAACAGCAGCAGCAACAGGAGGAGCAGCAGCAGCAGCAGCAGGAGGCAGAGUUGCUGAUAGCUGACGAAGGAAGUGUUGAGCGUGUUGGGGUGUCUGUACAGUUCAAGGGGCUCCCCUGUCUCCGCACCUACCGUGUUGCUUCUUUGUUUGUAUGGCCUUCUGCUGCUGCUGCUGCUGCACAAGCAACAGCAACAGCAGCAGCAGCAGCAGCAGCGCAAACAGGAGCAGCAGCGUCAGAAGGAGCCUUCGUAUCUGCAGCAGAGGUGCUGGAGGCGGAGCAGCAAAAAGGAGACAGCAGCAGACGCACUCUUGCUGUUGUAGCUGAUGUCUGCUCCUUCCCUGACUUUGAGGGGCCCUCUGAGGUGUAUAUGCAGCUCAAAUACAGACAUAUACUCAGUGCAGGACAUGCAUUGAUAACUGUGAGGGAGGAGGAGUGGAGGGAAGCCAGCGACGCUGAGGAGCGGCUGAAGCUGCUGCUAAAUUCUCUGCUGCUGCCUCUACUUGUUUGA
Molecule: messenger RNA, 2328 nt
Organism: Eimeria acervulina
Lineage: Eukaryota; Apicomplexa; Conoidasida; Eucoccidiorida; Eimeriidae
Exons: 8
Coding region: 1-2328 (775 amino acids)
Source: RefSeq, a predicted model, not a curated record